AUGGCCAAGGCGACGAAGCGCACGAAAAAGUUUGUCAAGAACAAACUGGACGCGGCCCUGCAGCAGAGGCGCGCGGCCAAGAAAAAGACCAAGCAUAUCAAGAACAAGGACCGCCGCGAGCCAGACGACGACGAGGAGGGCGACCAUGACGAGGCCGAGGCGAAGGUGGACGAGCCGGCGAUGAGCGUGGACGACUUCCUGCGUGGCGGCUUCCAGGAGGGGAUGGGCGACGACGAAGAAGAAGAGGAGGAGCUCGAGGACAACGAUGACCUCGAGGACGCCGAGGCGCUCGACGACGAGGACGAGCAUGCCCAGGACCUGGCGAAGCUCGCCGAGACGGACCCUGAAUUUUUCAAGUACCUGCAGGAGAACGAUGAGGAUCUACUCAAGUUCGGCCAGGGUGACGACGGAGUGGACGAGGACGUCGCCGAGGCUGAGGAUGACGACGAGCGCGUGCUGACGAUCGACAUGCUGCGCCAGUGGCAGCGCCAGCUCCUGCGGCACCGCUCGCCACGCGCGCUGCGGCGCCUGCUGCUCGCCUUCCGCGCAGCCGUGCACACAGGCGAGAAGGAGGAGACACCGCAGGCCUACCGCAUCGAUGACAGCGCCGUGUUCACCAAGCUGGUCCUCACGACGCUCAAGUACAUGCCCGUGGUCAUGGAGCACCAUGUGCCGUACAAGAAGGGCGCGGACGGCCACUUCAAGGUGCCCACGCACACGCCCAAGUGGCAUGCACUCUAUCGACCCGUGCGCAGCUAUUUCCUGAGUGUAGUGCAGCUGCUCCGCACGGUGGCCGAGCCGGACAUGGUGUAUGCGGCGCUCACCGAGUCGGCCAAGAUGGUGCCGUACCUGCAUCAGGACCGCCGCGUGACGCGCGACUACAUGCGCGCGCUGCUCGAGCAGUGGGCGAAUGGCGAGGACCGCAUCCGCCUUGCGGCCUUCUCGUGCGUGUAUGUGACGACUGCGUCGGCCAUGGAAGACGACAUGAUCGACUUCUGCCUCAAGAGCACGUACCACACGCUUAUCCGUCACACGCGCCAGACGAAGCCGCACACGCUCGAGGCGAUCGCGCUCAUGAAGAACACCGCGUGCGAGCUGUUCACGCUGCACCCCGAAGCGGCGUACCAGCAGGCGUUCGGCUUCCUUCGGCAGCUGGCCAUCUCGCUGCGCAACUGCCUCAAGCUCAAGUCGCAGGAGCAGUUCCAGGCGGUGCUCAACUGGCCGUACGUGCACUGCCUCGACUUUUGGUCGCGGGUGCUCGCCAAGACAUGCCACACAGACAGGGAGCAGGGCGUGCCGAGCCACAUGCGCCCGCUCAUCUACCCCCUGGUGCAGGUGGCGCUGGGCGUCGUGCGUCUCGUCCCUAUGUCGCGCUACUACCCGCUGCGACUGCACGUGCUGCAGGCGAUGCUGCGCCUCAUGCAGGCGACGGGCGUGUACAUCCCGCUGGCACCGCUCGUGCUGGAGGUGUGGGAGAGCCCCGAGUUCCAGCGCAAGGCCAAGGGCGCCACACUCAAGCCCCUGGACCUCGAGACGACGUUCCGCGCGCCGGCUGCGUACGUGCGCACACGGAUCUAUGGCGACCAGCUCGCUGAGGAGUUCGGCUUUGUCAUGCUCGAGUUCCUUGCUACACAGGCCGGGCACAUUUCGUUCCCCGAGCUGGCGAUUCCUAUCACGGUGCAGAUGCGCCGCCUCCUUAAAGGCUCGCCGAGCGUGCGUCUCUCGGAAACGCUGCGUCCGCUGCUCGACAAGAUCCAGCAGAACUCGGCGUGGGUGGUGCAGCAGCGCGCCCACGUCGAGUUUGCACCGGACGACCAGCAGCAGGUCGAUGCCUUCCUUGAGAAGGCGCAAGGCCGCAGCGAUGCGCCGUUGCAGCAGGCCCUGCGCCUCGCCCGCAAGGUGCGCGAGCAAAAGCGCCGCCUCCUGGAAAAGACGGCGCAUGUCGUGGAUGACGACGAGGCAUAA
Messenger RNA from Malassezia sympodialis ATCC 42132, 1965 nucleotides. It is a transcript of the gene NOC2, whose product is annotated as mRNA-binding ribosome synthesis protein NOC2. Gene Ontology annotation, biological process: ribosomal large subunit biogenesis. Gene Ontology annotation, cellular component: nucleoplasm; Noc1p-Noc2p complex; Noc2p-Noc3p complex. The record is from RefSeq and is a predicted model, not a curated record. NCBI's taxonomy places the organism in Eukaryota, Fungi, Basidiomycota, Malasseziomycetes, Malasseziales, Malasseziaceae.